This is a messenger RNA of Charadrius vociferus (killdeer), 795 nucleotides long. RefSeq names its product REC114 meiotic recombination protein (gene REC114). The transcript has 6 exons. The record is from RefSeq and is a predicted model, not a curated record. NCBI's taxonomy places the organism in Eukaryota, Metazoa, Chordata, Aves, Charadriiformes, Charadriidae. Bases 1 to 795 code for a protein of 264 amino acids.
AUGGCGGUGGCGGGCGGUGGUCGCAGCUCCGAGGCGGGCCAGCGCUCUGCGCCGGGAGGCGCCGGCGACACCUCCCUCCUCGGCAGCGCCACGACGUGGCCCUUGAAGCGCUACGGCCGCUUCCUACCACCGACGGACAGCGACGAUGAAGGGCAAAGCACCUCCUCCUGGAAGGUUUUUGAAUCAAGUGAAGAAUCAGGCCAUCUUAUCCUUACCAUUGUUGUAUCUGGCCAUUUUUUUAUUUCCCAAGGGCGAACAGUACUGGAAGGCUUUUCAUUAAUUGAUUCCCACAAGUGGUUAAAGAUAGUAAGAAGAGCAGACUGCCUGCUGCUUUGUGCACAGUCAAAGCAGAAUGAAAGCCGCAUGUUUCGUGUUCAGUUUGGUGGAGAUUCAAAGGAACAGACGCUGGAACACUGCUGCAGUUGCGUUCAGAAACUUGCGGAGUACGUACCGGUUGAAGUACCUGAUGAACAAAGCCAGAAGCUCUACCACAGUCUGGAUCAGCUGGCUACUGGUGAACAUCAAGUGAAGGACACUGAACAAAAUGCAUCAGUACGGCAUACACCAGAUGAACUUCUCGCAGAUUCCUGCGUCAGCCUUGGAGAAAGAAGAUCUGUAACCCAGCUAGCGCAGUCUGUGCUGAAAAAGACGUUUGAGCUCCCCCUUGCGUACCGGCAUUCAGCGUGGCGCGCGCAGGAGCUGGGGCCCUUCAUUCGCUUGUGCCUUAUGGAUCAGAAUUUCCCAGCUUUUGUGGAAGAUGUGGAGAAGGAAUUGAAAAAACUCACAGACGGCUGA